AUGCCAGAUUUCGCCUGGCCUUCGGUGUCAAAGAGGCGAUUGCAGCGCUCAUCUCCUGCCUCGAUCUGCUCUACGUCGGCGCCAAGAGCCCCAUCCCGUCGGCUCUCUGCGCGAUAUCCGAGCAAAAAAACGACGUUGGUCGCAUCAACGCUUUUGACCGGUGCCUGCUUCCUCGGUGUGGAGCCCGGCUCGAUCGAGUCUUUGCCUCCAACACAACCUGCGACGAUCCGCCCAGCUCUGCAGCUCGGCGACUUUUGCUGCCCGCACUCCCGCAAUGCCAGCCGCAGUUCGAGGUUCACACGCGGCGCUCCCCGGCCAUCUCCUGUCGCUGCCAAGGGUUUGGCACGUAAAAUUGACCGGGCAAACGAGCUCAAUCCCAUCGCCGCCAGGCGCUUCGGACUUGCAUCGCCGAAAAAAAGACAGCGCGCUCGAGUCGACGUAAGACGUCACAAGCUCAACAGUCAAAGGUCAGAUGCGGGCGAAGCGCUCAAAGGUCAGGGACCACCAAGAGUUGAGCCGGAGACCGGGACGACAGCAUGGCCCAACAGCCGCGAAUCCGUGUCGAGGGAAGCUCGAAUGUCGGCUUCCCAGUGCAGACAGACACUCUCUGCAGCGAUUGAUUGGCUGCGAUGCCAAGGCGUUUACCCGCCACGCGGGAGAUGCAACCUCGUCGCCGCCUGUCGCCGCCACGCUGGCCAUUCGGAUCCAAUCACGCUCAUCGCGGCACAAGGUUUAUCAGAUGUCGUCUCGAACCGAGCAGGACGGAUGCAUUCCAUCUCCUCGCAUGAUCCCAUCAACGAGGCCCACGCGCCAGGACCCGAAGCACAGCCCCGCCGCCAUGUGGUGGAGACCGCGCGGUGGUGGCAGCAGCGCCCACAGGGUUCGGGCAGUGCGGCCUUUGCGCAUGCAAAUGAGUAUAUUCAGCCGCCGGUCAAACUUGGCGCCGUCAAGACCACGAGGUCGGCCCCGGCGCUGCGCCAAAGGCAAGGGACCUUCGCUGUGGGCCAAGUGAAGCUGCAGCUGGCAGCACACCGCAGCGACCCAGCUCAGCCAGGCAGUCGGCCGCUCAAUCGAGGCUGGGCACCAGCGCGCGAGCGUCGCCGUCGCUGUCGGGCAAGUCGUAAGCUCGCCAACACACCACGCCGACUGUCGACGACAACGCCAGCACGUCACGCACAGCCGACAUUCAUCACCCACACCAAAUCCAGACCACGAUCGCUCACCACAUACGGCCCUUCGCUUGUGUUCGAUCUUGUUGCACCACCACCAACACCACCACCGUCACCGUCGCAUUCCACUCUUGCACAGAUGAAGGUCGAGAUUUGCGCUUUCUCCCAAAGGAAGAUCUACCCCACUACCGCUGCACAGACUCCGGCGGCCAAAGCACAUUCGACCACCUCCUCGACAAUCGCAUCAUUACGACUCGGAAGAGCACACCAGCACCCAGGCAGCAUCGGAGGCAGCAUCGGAGACACUUCGACGUUCAGCAGUGUUCAGACGUUGGCAAUUCAGGGCAGAGGAGCAUGGGACGAGGCCAGUUGGGAUGGAGCAUGGGAAGGGACGCACCUGGACGGUUCGCAGCGGGAUGGAGAUGUGCUCAGCAGCGUCGUGAAGGCAGGGCAGAGACCAGAUGGCAGGGAUAGUGGUCAGAUCUUGGUCGCAUUCUUGGGCAGACAUUCGAGUCUUCAGUGCAUCGCUACCACCUACUCGCUCUACCGGUCAAACGUGCUGCGCAUUCGCACGCCCAGCAUACGUCGGAUGAUCGCAGUUUCGGUGCCACGUCUUGCAGUGCAGCAUGUCGACAGCUUGUCUGGCAUGGUUGGAGCCAACACCUCAUCAACCGCAUUGCAUGGGGGAUGGAACGGAGGAACAGGACUUGUUACAAUCAGUGCCGCUCGCCGAUCGGAUCAGAUCAUUCGCCGUCUUUACGUGACGCCCUCGACAUGUCGAAGCCUCAACCUUGGAUUGCAUGCCCAUUCAUCAGCACGUGGAAGCAUGCUCGACGGUCGUCUUUACGUCCGCGGUGACAACAAGGUGUUCCGCUUUGUCAGCUCGAAGAACGAGUCGCUCUUCCUGCAGCGCAAGAACCCCCGUAAGAUCGCCUGGACCACUGUGUACCGUCGUCUUCACAAGAAGGGUGUUACCGAGGAGGUCGCCAAGAAGCGCUCGCGCAAGACUGUCAAGCACCAGCGUGGCAUCGUCGGCGCUUCGCUCGACGUGAUCAACGCCCGCCGCAACCAGAAGCCCGAGGUUCGUGCUGCCGCUCGCCAGGCCGCCAUUGCCAAGAGCAAGGAGGACAAGAAGUCCAAGGCCGAGGCACGCAAGGCGACCAAGGCCAAGUCGGUCGGCUCCGGUGGUGCUGGUCCCCAGAUCUCGCGCCAGCAGAUGAAGGGUGGUGCCGGCAAGGGCCGUGUCUAA
Moesziomyces antarcticus is the source of this 2418-nucleotide messenger RNA. Its product is annotated as 60S ribosomal protein L24. The transcript has 9 exons. Lineage: Eukaryota; Fungi; Basidiomycota; Ustilaginomycetes; Ustilaginales; Ustilaginaceae. The record is from RefSeq and is a predicted model, not a curated record. The coding region runs from base 1 to 2418 and encodes 805 amino acids. Gene Ontology annotation, cellular component: cytosolic large ribosomal subunit. Gene Ontology annotation, molecular function: structural constituent of ribosome; mRNA binding. Gene Ontology annotation, biological process: cytoplasmic translation.